GACACAUCUAAACUGGAUUCUGACUGAUGUUCCUUUAGUAAAACAAACGGCAACAUACAGUUUCAGCAAUGGACAUAGAAAAGAUGGAAUUGCAAAAAAGAGAAAUUGAUCAGAAUGUCAUCAAAAGACCGAAACUACUGAAGGCCGCUGUAAUAGGCUUGGCGGUCUUUGUUAUUGUGGCUGCAACCACCCUAGUAGCUGUCUACAUAGGUGGGAAGAUGACAAAGGAUACAUAUCAGGAAGCAUGGGAAACUGUCCAAGACCUCGAAGGCCGUUAUAUGGAGGAGAGAAUGAACAAGAGCAAAGACAUGACGGAGAUAGACGUUCCCAACACAGUCCAGAUCAUCUACGACUACAAAAACAAUUUAGCCGUAUUCAGAUACACCUAUUCAGAGUCGAAAAUUCGAGAUCGGUGCUACGCACGCGCGAUCGACUCUGAAUUCGAUCCCAAGCAACUUGGAUACGAUACUGAAUCAGAGGGGCAAAAUCCUAAUGAGUUUAUCAGUACUACUCGGAAAUGGAAGUUCACAGAGAGGGAAGUGCCGUCAUUUAUGACGUCAUCAUCACGUGUUCAAGACAUGUGCGGCGGCACACAAAUCUAUUGGAUGGAAGUGAUGGACGAUACGCAGAUAGAAAAACGUGAUGCUCACACUCGAGAACUAAUACUUAUACUGCCCGUAAGCUUAAUUGGUAUCCCCUGCAACAUAUUCGUCUACUUAGAGAGGAAUUCGUUAGGAAUUCCUGUGGGUAUUACGUUUUCGACACCCGACUGUACACCAUUGACAACAACAACAUCGGCCACAACGACUGCCACAAGUACCACAACAGCUUCCACUCCAACCACCCCCACCUCAUCGGCGACAACUACUGUAACCAGUACAACGACAGCUUCCACUACAUCAAUGACGACCACUACACCGACAACUUCCAUGUCCACUACAACAACAACCAUUCCGACGACAACGCCAUGUUGAUUUACGUAGAUGAGAACGUGUUGCUUUUCGCGUGCAUUAUACAUUCUCUUACUCCAAAAGGUUUAAGCUUAUACCAUUAACUUUAACGCUUGAUUAAAAUAGCAGUGUAUAGUACUAUAAUCAAGCCUUUGCAAAAGUGUUUUUUUAUUUGCAAGUGUUUGAGAUAAGGCAUAGUACCUUUGAUUUGAUGCGUUUUGAUUUGCAAUCAGUAAGUUUAAACGCGAGCCAUUUGGUAGGGCCUUAAAAAGGUUGACAUAACGUUAUUUGACAUCUCUUCCUCGAUUUUUAAACGGAACCAAAGAGCAUCUUAUUUUUUUGGAAAACAAUGGCAAUAUAAUUGCGAUAAGAGUUUGGUACAUACUAUAUGUUUGCUCUUAAUCUCUCUUGUUUAUGUAUUUACCUAACUUUGUGCACACAUGUACAUCUUUUGUAGAUCAUUUAAUAUCGUUAUUAGAAAAAUUAUUUACGUUACAUAUGGCUUGUAAACAAAUGUCUAUAUAAAAUAUUCAGCCUGCUACCAAAUGUUCAUUAUUUUACCAGAAACAAAAACAUUCGUGACACAAAGACCAAGAAACGUCCUUUUUGUAAUCGUGGUGGAACUUUGUCUUAUCUGUUUGAGUUAGAUCUAUGUUAUGUAUGUUUUUAUAUUUCCCGCAUGUUUGUUUACUUAUUCGCUGUCUACCACACAACACACUCUUUUCCCUGCUUUGCGCAGUCUUUGAAACCAUAAAACUACGAAACUAUCCUCAUCUGGUUUACUAGAUUAGACCAUGAUACAAACUUCACUUUUUGAUAAAUGUCCAACAAUUUUAUUAAGACGACAGAGCGCUUUAAAUAUUUUGUCAGUAAAUUGCAAUGUCAACUUUGUAUUAUACUGGACAAUACUAUUUGUAUUCAUCCUAAUAUUACAUCAUAAUGAAGAGCAUAUUUAUAAAAUGUUUAUCUUCCUUCAUUUGGUAUUUGCGUUUCCUCUGAUUUUGAUGUACUUUUUGACUUAUCAAAAACAACUUCAACUGCCAUAAAAUGUACAUAAGCUACAAGGGAAAUACCGCACAAAAGUCGGUAGAACUUUUGUCAUAUAAUGGUACUCUAUAUACAUUUUAUAUGUAUUUAUGGUACUUGUUUAUGUACUGCAUUAUGAACAAAAAUUAUUACAAAUACAUACAUAUAUUUAUACGAAAUAAACCUAAAUAAAUGCUUUCCAUGUGUAUGCAAAUAACAAAUCACAACAAUGAAUACAGUGUAUACAAUAAAAUUAGUCGCUACACA
Dreissena polymorpha is the source of this 2243-nucleotide messenger RNA. RefSeq lists its product as uncharacterized. Bases 69 to 974 code for a protein of 301 amino acids. The record is from RefSeq and is a predicted model, not a curated record. The transcript is spliced from 6 exons. Lineage: Eukaryota; Metazoa; Mollusca; Bivalvia; Myida; Dreissenidae.